Hordeum vulgare subsp. vulgare (domesticated barley) is the source of this 2013-nucleotide messenger RNA. RefSeq names its product dicarboxylate transporter 2.1, chloroplastic-like. Gene Ontology annotation, cellular component: membrane. Gene Ontology annotation, biological process: transmembrane transport. The transcript has 4 exons. The record is from RefSeq and is a predicted model, not a curated record. Gene Ontology annotation, molecular function: transmembrane transporter activity. Bases 86 to 1756 code for a protein of 556 amino acids. NCBI's taxonomy places the organism in Eukaryota, Viridiplantae, Streptophyta, Magnoliopsida, Poales, Poaceae.
GCUCUCCGAAGACCGCAGCCACCAGUAUCCGACCCCCGAUCCUCCCGCUCGGCCGCUCGCGCCGCCGUGCACAUAGCGGGCGCCAAUGGAGCGCAUCCACCUCGCGGUGUCCCACCGCCCGGCUCUCCCGCUUCCCACUCCUCACAACCACCUCCGCCGCCGCCAUCUCCAGCUGCAGCCCUCCGCUAAUUCUCUCUCCCUCUCCCGCCCCAUCUCCCCUCACAUCUCCCUGGCCACACGCCGCCACCUCCAUCCUCUCCUCGCCUCCGCGUCCGCCACCCAAGCUUCAAGCCCGAACACUGAGCCCGCACCGGCGCCACCCCUCGCCGCGGCCUCGUCCGGCGCGAAGCUGCUCCCACUCGUCGCCUCCAUCGCGGUCGGCCUCGCAGUGCGAUUCCUGGCGCCGCGGCCCCCCGAGGUGACUCCGCAGGCGUGGCAGCUCCUCUCCAUCUUCCUCUCCACCAUCGCAGGGCUCGUCCUCGGGCCGCUCCCAGUCGGCGCGUGGGCAUUCCUCGGCCUCACUGCUACCGUGGCCACGGGUACGCUCCCGUUCACGGCGGCGUUCGGGGCAUUCACCAACGAGGUCAUCUGGCUCAUCGUCAUCUCCUUCUUCUUUGCACGGGGGUUCGUCAAGACCGGCCUCGGCGACCGCGUUGCCACCUACUUCGUCAAGUGGUUGGGUGGAAGCACUCUGGGCCUAUCCUACGGUCUCACCAUCAGUGAGGCAUGCAUCGCGCCGGCCAUGCCCAGCACCACGGCGAGGGCUGGAGGGGUGUUCCUUCCCAUUGUCAAGUCGCUGUCGCUAUCGGCCGGCAGCAAGCCGAAUGAUCCAUCAGCGAAGAAGCUGGGUGCCUACCUUGUGCAGUCUCAGCUGCAGGCAUCUGGCAACUCCAGUGCUCUCUUUUUGACCGCUGCUGCGCAGAAUCUCCUGUGUUUGAAGUUAGCGGAGGAGGCUGGUGUCAAAAUUGCAAGCCCUUGGAUAUCAUGGUUCAAGGUUGCAAGUUUGCCUGCCAUCAUUUCGCUUUUAGCAACACCUUAUUUGCUAUACAAAAUAUUCCCUCCAGAAAUAAAGGACACUCCUGAUGCCCCUGCAUUAGCUGCUCAAAAACUGAAUAAAAUGGGCCCAGUGACGAAAAAUGAAUGGGUCAUGGUUGCUACAAUGAUUCUUGCAGUCUCACUCUGGAUAUUUGGGGAUGCUAUUGGUGUGUCGAGUGUUGUUGCUGCAAUGAUUGGGCUUUCAAUUCUUCUUCUACUUGGAGUGAUGAACUGGGAUGAUUGCUUGAAUGAAAAGUCUGCGUGGGACACCUUAGCUUGGUUUGCUAUUCUAGUGGGAAUGGCAGGGCAGCUCACUAACCUCGGGAUUGUAUCGUGGAUGUCAAAUUGUGUUGCAAAGGUUCUUCAGUCUUUCUCAUUGAGUUGGCCUGCAGCAUUUGGUGUUCUUCAGGCCUCCUAUUUCUUUAUUCACUAUCUGUUUGCAAGCCAAACUGCACAUGUUGGAGCUCUAUACUCGGCGUUUCUUGCCAUGCACCUAGCAGCUGGUGUUCCUGCUAUACUCUCAGCACUUGCUCUGACGUACAAUUCAAAUCUCUUUGGAGCACUAACACAUUAUAGUAGUGGGCAGUCUGCGGUUUACUAUGGAGCUGGAUAUGUUGACCUUCCUGAUGUAUUCAAGCUGGGGUUUACAGCAGCAGCGAUUAAUGCUUUGAUUUGGGGAGUAGUUGGUACAUUUUGGUGGAAAUUCUUGGGGCUUUAUUGAGGGUUUCUCCGGUGUAAGUUGAUGAAAAUUGUUCUUUAGUGCACCAGAAAGCCCUAUGUGGCUCACCAUUCGGAGUGACCUCAUCUUUCUUCGGAGGUGCUUGGUGAAAUGUAUAAUAAGAGGGCGAUGUUCACCACUCAGAACUUUGAACAUGCUACAUUUGUAAAGUGAUCUACCCAGAAGGGUUCACAUAGUUUUCAAGACUGCAUUGUAUCUCUGUUUCGCAGAACUAAAUGCAACACAGAAGGGUUCACAUA